Equus caballus (horse) is the source of this 3696-nucleotide messenger RNA. RefSeq names its product rhomboid domain containing 1 (gene RHBDD1). Gene Ontology annotation, molecular function: serine-type endopeptidase activity. The record is from RefSeq and is a predicted model, not a curated record. NCBI's taxonomy places the organism in Eukaryota, Metazoa, Chordata, Mammalia, Perissodactyla, Equidae. Gene Ontology annotation, biological process: cellular response to unfolded protein; negative regulation of apoptotic process. Gene Ontology annotation, cellular component: endoplasmic reticulum; membrane.
GCGCCCCCCGCCCCCUCCCGGCCUUGCAAGCGGCGGAGACUAGGAGAGGCCAGGAUUGGGCGCCCGUGCGUGAUGACGCACGUGCGGGCGAAGGCGUGGGGAAGACGCAGGCGGGCCGUAGAGAGCACAUGUUACAGUAAUCCUGGGAAGGAGGUAUUAUUCCUAAUUUAAAGUGAAGAAGUUGAAUUUCAGACAGUUUAAGUAAUUUGCCUAGAUCACAGGACUGGUUCAGCAGUCUGUAAACCUCCCUAGAUUCCUAAAACCUGACCACGUUUUCCUCUCACUGGGUUGAUAUCUAACCAUGCAGCGGAGAUCAAGAGGAAUUAAUACUGGGCUUAUUCUGCUCCUUUCUCAAAUCUUCCAUGUUGGGAUCAACAAUAUUCCACCUGUCACCCUAGCAACUUUGGCUCUCAACAUCUGGCUCUUCUUGAAUCCUCUGAAGUCGCUGUAUAACUCCUGCCUUAGCGUGGAGAAGUGUUACCAGCAAAAAGACUGGCAGCGCUUACUGCUCUCCCCGUUCCACCAUGCAGACGACUGGCAUUUGUAUUUCAAUAUGGCAUCCAUGCUAUGGAAAGGAAUAAAUCUGGAAAGAAGACUAGGAAGUAAAUGGUUUGCCUACAUCAUCAUCACAUUCUCCCUACUCACUGGGGUGGUGUACCUGUUCUUGGAAUUUGCUCUUGCAGAAUUUAUGGAUGAACCUGACUUCAGAAGGAACUGUGCUGUAGGUUUCUCAGGAGUUUUGUUUGCUUUGAAAGUUCUUAACAACCAUUAUUGCCCUGGAGGCUUUGUCAACGUUUUGGGCUUUCCUGUACCCAACAAAUUUGCUUGUUGGGCAGAACUUGUGGCUAUUCAUUUCAUCUCGCCAGGGACUUCCUUCGCCGGGCAUCUGGCCGGGAUUCUUGUUGGACUAAUGUACACGCACGGGCCUCUGAAGAAAAUCAUGGAAACGUGUGCAGGCAUGUUUUCCUCCAAUGUUGCUUAUCCAGAACAGCGAUACUACUUUAAUAGUUCAGGCUACUCUGGAUAUCAGGAUUCUUACCCAUAUGGCAGGCCAGGUCACUAUGCAGAAGUACCCAGGAACUAUGAUGUGUACACAGCAGGACUUAGUGAAGAGGAACAGCUGGAGAGAGCAUUAAGAGCCAGCCUUUGGGACCGAGGAAAUGGAAGAAGUAGCCCCUCGCCCUAUGGGUUCCGUCUCUCACCAGAAGAAGAAAUGAGGAGACAACGGCUUCACAGAUUUGACGGCCAGUGAGGUGGCACAGCAUCUCAGGCAAAUAAGACCCAGUCGUGUGAUUAUUGCCCGAUUGGUUUAUUCCCCAAGCCCCUACUUGGUCUUAAACAAAAGCAGAGUGCACUAUUAUCGUCCCAGAUUGCUCACAUCUGCCUUGGCUGCUGUGAAUCUAGAUUCACAAGCACAUUGACUUAUCUUGAAAGCAGACUUGUUGAAUGUAGCUCACAGCUCUCUGGGAGCGGCCCUUCUCCUGGCCUCUUCUCUCUCACAAACAGGUCAGUUGCUCCACGUAGGGACCAGUUUCCAUGCUCUAGUCUCUCCCUGCCAACUCAGCGGUGCCUCUGCCUUGUUUUGGUUUGAAAGACUGUGACCUUCAGCAGGAGGUUCGUUUUCACCAGCCCGGAAGAUCAGGCCCUCAUUCUGCCCGGCGUGCCCAAUGUUUGACUUGGCAGGAAGUGCCAUCCCUCAUCCUCCUGGCACGUUGCCAUGGUGACUUUCCAGGAAUGGGUUGUGGCCACCAUAGCAGUAUGCUGUUUGAGUCUCCCGUUGGCCCCUGCGUCUGGGUGGUGUUGACAGCGUACCAGCUUUGCUCCUAUAUUGCUCUUCCUUUAAAAAAGCUCGAGCAAGACCUCAGGUGGGAAAGCCACCUACACGCGCCAUUAGAUGUCAGGUGGCACCAACAAUUUGGGCUCACAGCAGCCCUUCCAGGGGCAAUAUACGUUCUCGGGGAUGUGACUUGUGUUAAUCAGGAAAGCAGCAGCAGGUGCCACAUGCAGAGUGGAGCAGUGGCGUGCAGUGGGUUGGUCACUGAGAAAUGCUUCUUGAGGAAGUAUUUUUUUCCUCAUAAAAGUGCCUUUUAAAUGGCCACUGUGACAGCCACUUGUCCUGCCCAAGUGUCCAGGACACUCCCCUGACUCCUGCUGUGUUAUAACCCACAGACCGUCCAGGUCACUUAAGGUGCCUCGUGGUGCUUGUGUUUCGUGAAUAAAAUGACCAAGUCAGAUAUCACUGAUGUCUUAUUGUCACUGAGAUAUUUAUUUUUAAAGAGACUUGGAAGCAGAAAAGGAUCUUCCUAUUUUGAUUUAUCUAGCAUUUAUAUUUAGUUUUCUGAUUAUGAAAGUACUAUAUGUGCCUUAUACGUGCACACAGCUAACAUCUGGAAGGAAAUAUACCCAUAUGUUAAUGGCAGUUAUUUUGGGAGUAGAGAACAUAGGAUUUUGCUUGCUGUCUUUUUACAAUUUUAUACUGCAGUCUUUUAAAAAUAUGUGUAUGUGUAUGUACUUGUAUUACUUCCGCAAUCAGGAAAACUGAUUUAUAUAAUAAUAAAUCAAGAAAUCUAUAAUCAGGAAAAUGGACUUAAUAAGUACUGUCUCCAUUGAGAAAAUUCACAAUAUAAACAGAAAUACAAAUAAAUACGUGUACAAUUUUAAAAUCACUUCUAUUCCCACCACUUACAGGUGCCCAGGGUUAACAUUUUGGGGCAUUGCUUUCUCAGGUUUCUUUGUAUACAUUUGACAAAUUUGGAGCAUACGAACUAUGCAGUUGUGUAUCCAGUUCCUAACCUGAACUGACCUGGGAGAAGCGUUGCCACCUGCAUAUAAAUGAGCUAAGAAACCACUUGCAUCCUGGGAACGCUUUGACCUGCCGGCUGGCACCAUGAUACCUGAGCUCCUUGGGUUAAUUUAUAAUUGAUGUAAAGCUACAGCUUGUUUCUCAUAUGAAUCGUAUCUGUGAGUCUGGUAACUUUAAACGUGUUUAAAUUAAUAUGUUCAAGCUAAAUGUCAUUCCUCUCUCCCCCAAACUCUACAAAUUUGACCCCAAUCCUCCCCAUUAGAAGUAACCUCAUUCUUACACGCCAUCUUCUCCAAGUAUUGAAAAGGUAAUUCUGUGGUGACACUUAUAUCUUGCCCUUAUUAUUAUUUGUGCACAGCUACACAAAGACGUGCCUUCUACACUGGAGUGUGGCUUAUGCAUGGCCCUGGGAUGAGGCCUGUGUCUUAUCUUUCUACACUUUCCUCCUCUCCCCCUUCACCAACCCAAAGGCUGGCCCUGGGUGCUGGGAGGGACUCAUUAAAUGUUUUUCCAACCAUUGUUUCUUCAAUUGCAUUAAAAGUUCAACCACUAUAUAUGGGAGUAUUUUUUCUUUUUAUUGCUACUGUGUCCAAUAAUAGAAGCUCCUUGCUCUAUUUGACAUGUCAGAUACAAGGACAUCAGAAUUGGAUUUUGGAUGGUAUAACUAGAAUAUAUACACCUUCUUUAUGGAGUGGAACAUGACUAAACUUUUAGAGAUGUGGGAAAGACCACUUUAGUUAUAAAUAUAAACCAGUUAUCUUAGCACAACAGUAAAGAUGUUCUGGAAAUUAUUAUAAUUACUUUGUUCAGUUAAUAGGCUUGCCUGUAACCAGUGCUUAUUAUUUUCCAUGUCUGUCUUGGUUUUUUCCUACAAUAAAGAAUCUCCAAAGUUA